Salvia splendens (bonfire salvia) is the source of this 1326-nucleotide messenger RNA. RefSeq lists its product as uncharacterized. The record is from RefSeq and is a predicted model, not a curated record. NCBI's taxonomy places the organism in Eukaryota, Viridiplantae, Streptophyta, Magnoliopsida, Lamiales, Lamiaceae. The coding region runs from base 1 to 1326 and encodes 441 amino acids. The transcript is spliced from 2 exons.
AUGAAACCUCAGAAGGAAAUCAGAAAGAGGGGGGGUGAGAAAGUUAAGCCGUAUCCGUACCGCGGAAUGGUGGCAAGAAGGAAGGACGCCACAAUCGAUGUGGCGAGUAUGUUCAAAGAUGUGGACGUUAAAGUACCACUCUUAACGGCAUUUAAAAUGCCCCAUGUCAGCAAGUUUAUUAAAGACUACCUGGCAGAGAAAGUCAAUGAGGAGGGUAGAAUGAUUGCAGAUGAAACUGUCUCUGCCGUGAUCCAACGGAAUGACCUCCCUUCAAAGAAGACCGACCCAGGAAUGUUCACGCUCUCAAUUUCAAUCGGAGACGUCCAGGUGGAGCACGCCAUGUGCGGCCUGGGAGCAUCUAUCAAUGUUCUGCCAUACUCCAUCUAUCAACGGCUGGGAAAGGCAAAGCUAGUCGACACGGAUAUAAUGAUACAGUUGACCGACAGAUCAUGUAUUCACCCGGAAGGAAUUCUGGAAGAUGUUAUUGUUAAGGUAAAUAACUUUCUGUACCCAGCUGAUUUCUUUGUAAUCAAGAUGACGGAGCCCGCAACAAAGGAGUCAAGCGGAGUCUUACUAGGACGGCCGUUCUUGUCCACAACCAGCACUAUCAUAGACGUACGAAAUGGAACGAUCAGCCUAGAUUUCAAAGGAGAACAGUACACGUUCAAUAUUGAUGAGGCCAUGAACGUGUACUCCAUCGAUGUGACUGAGCCCUUGGUACAGGAGAAUUUGGAGGAAGAAUUUUUAAAAAGGCAGUUCACUGACUCCUCCGCAGAUAAGGAAGUCGAAAAGGAAGUGGAAGAAUGGUUUGAGACCAUGAAGGUCGGAGAAAUGGACGACAAAGCCGUCGCAAGUGCAAUAAAUGAUUUUUGCGAGCGCCCAAAGCUAGCUGGGUCAAGUGGCACAGCUCAAGUAUCUAGCCUAGCGAAGCGGCAUGAUCAAGGCGAGCUACUGGAAAGAGACACAGCAGAAAACCCUCUGCCCAAUGAAGAACCAAAACCUGCAAAAGAGUUAAAACCCCUUCCUGCACAUCUAAAGUACGCCUACCUGGGUGAAGAUGAAACCAAGCCUGUCAUCAUCAACAAUCAAUUAACCCAGGGGCAGGAAGACAGAUUGCUGGAAGUAUUAAGAAGGAAUCAGAGGGCCAUCGGCUGGAAGCUGAUAGAUUUGGUAGAUUACAGGAAGCUGAACCAAGCUACGAAGAAGGAUCACUUCCCUCCGCCGUUCAUUGAUCAAAUGUUGGAGAAGUUGGCAGGGAAGCAGUACUUCAGUUUCCUGGAUGGUUAUAGUGGCUAUUUCCAGAUUGCUGUGAAUCCAGAAGACUAG